This is a messenger RNA of Paramecium primaurelia, 737 nucleotides long. NCBI's taxonomy places the organism in Eukaryota, Ciliophora, Oligohymenophorea, Peniculida, Parameciidae. The record is from the annotation of a GenBank genome assembly.
AUGAAUAGCAACAGCAAAUCAAUAUAUAAAAAUGUUGAAUUCCAAGAUGAACCCUACUCAACCAAUAAUAAAUUUGCCGUGUAUGUUCCAAAACAAGAAAUUCCCAAAUAUUCUGCAUCCCAACAAGUGUUUUAUAAUCAACAACAACAGUAGUCACCCUAAAAACAAUUAAAAGUAGAGUUUCAAGAUGAACAAGAAAAUCGUAAUCUCUAAAAUCAAAUUGAAUAAUAACAAUUUGAAUAGGAAUAUUAGUAGUCUUAAAGCAAUCAACCAAAAGCUGAAAUCCAAAAUCAUAGAAAUGUAACUUAAAAUAGAUACAGAUUAACAAAUCAAACUCCUAAGACUGCUUAAGGAAAGGAUUAAUAGAAAUUUUAUAGUUCUACUCCUUCUCAAAGCAUUAUUAAAUAGAGAACUCUAUAAUAAUUCAAGAAUAGUUUGUAUUUUGAUGAAAGAAUUAACAAAGUACCAAAAUCAACAAUAAGAAAUCACAUUAUUGACAGUAUUGUUAGUGAUGCUGAUUUGUUACUUUAAAGAAGAGAGUUAAUGACAUCUAUUUAUAAAUUAAAACAACUGAAUCUAUUAAAAAAUAAAGAAUUUGCAGUGUAAACUUAAAAUAUCAAUUUAGGAAUCGUCUUCCAGGAGUUGGAAAAUCAAGUUUUGUGUAUAAUGAUUAUCACACUAAGAGCACAAAUAAUGGAUACUCUAGAAAUUUCGGUGGAGUAUUUUAUACUAGAUGA